CAGCGCUUGAAAAGUGAGGGUGAGAGAGAGAGAGAGGGAGAGAGAGGAGGUUGGGGAGAGUCCAACUACCGAUCCAAGUCCCGAGCCGUUGACGUGAAGGGGCUUAACCCAAAGGGUCCUCUCCUGCAUAGAGAGGGAGAGAGUUAAGCAGAGGGAGAUAUAGAGAGAGAGAGGAGCGAGGGGUUGGGCUCGAAGCUGAGAACACAGACACAACGCGCGCGCUCGAUCGAGAGAGAGAGAUGCUUUCAGACGGGGUCGAGGACGAGGAGAAAUGGCUCGCAGAAGGAAUUGCCGGCUUUCAACAAAACGCAUUUUGCAUGCAUCGAGCUCUGCUUCUUCCGUUGCUGAUUCUUCCUGGAUCUCCUCUCCUGAUCAAUGUGCUUUCAAUUCCUCUGCAACAAAAACCCCAGGAUUCAAAUAACUUGAGAGACGCCCUCAAGUACUCAGCACAAAUGCUUUCAGAGUUAAGAACAUCGAGGCUUUCUCCGCACAAGUACUAUGAGCUCUAUAUGAGAUCAUUUGACGAAUUGAGGAGAUUGGAGAUGUUUUUCAAGGAAGAGACCAAGCGUGGAUGCUCGAUUGUUGAUUUGUAUGAGCUUGUACAGCACGCUGGAAACAUCUUACCCAGAUUGUAUCUCCUUUGCACAGUGGGAUCCGUGUACAUUAAAUCCAAGGAAGCUCCUGCUAAGGAUGUGCUAAAGGAUCUCGUGGAAAUGUGCCGUGGUGUCCAGCAUCCUGUGCGCGGUCUUUUUCUUCGGAGUUAUCUUUCUCAAAUCAGCAGGGACAAAUUACCUGACAUUGGCUCUGAGUAUGAAGGGGAUGUUGGCACUGUCAUGGAUGCUGUGGAGUUUGUGCUCCAAAAUUUCACUGAGAUGAAUAAACUCUGGGUCCGCAUGCAGCACCAGGGACCUGCUCGAGAGAAAGAGAAGCGGGAGAAAGAAAGAAGUGAACUUCGUGACCUUGUGGGAAAGAACCUUCAUGUUCUCAGUCAAGUAGAAGGUGUAGAUCUUGAGAUGUACAAAGAAACUGUGCUGCCAAGAGUUUUAGAACAGGUUGUCAAUUGCAAGGAUGAGCUUGCACAAUACUACCUGAUGGAUUGCAUAAUACAAGUCUUUCCUGAUGAAUAUCAUUUGCAAACUCUAGAGACUUUGUUGGGUGCUUGUCCACAGCUUCAGUCGUCUGUGGAUAUCAAAACAGUCUUAUCUCAACUGAUGGAGAGAUUAUCAAAUUAUGCUUCUUCGAGUUCAGAAGUUUUACCAGAGUUCUUGCAAGUGGAGGCAUUCUCUAAAUUAAGUGGUGCCAUUGGGAAGGUUAUAGAAGCACAGCCAGAGAUGCCUGUUGUUGGAGCUAUAAGUCUAUAUGUUUCACUUCUUACCUUCACUCUACGAGUUCAUCCUGAUCGACUAGAUUAUGUGGACCAAGUGCUGGGUGCUUGCGUGAAGAAACUUUCAGGAAAAGCAAAGGCUGAAGAUAGCAAAGCAACAAAACAAGUUGUUGCACUUCUGAGUGCUCCCCUGGAGAAGUACAAUGAUAUUGUGACGGCACUGAAACUGACAAAUUAUCCUCGUGUCAUGGAUCAUCUUGACCAUGUGACCAAUAAAGUCAUGGCAGUGGUUAUUAUUCAAAGCAUUAUGAAGAAUAAUACCUACAUAACGACUGCAAACAGAGUGGAGGCACUAUUUGAAUUAAUAAAGGGGCUUAUUAAGGAUAUGGAUGGAACUCCUAUUGAAGAGCUUGAUGAAGAAGACUUCAAGGAGGAGCAGAAUUCUGUUGCUCGCCUCAUUCACAUGCUAGUAAAUGAAGAUCAUGAGGAGAUGAUGAAGAUCAUAACCACUGUGAGACGACAUAUUCUUCAAGGGGGUCCAAAACGUCUUCCUUUUACUAUCCCCCCUCUCAUAUUUUCAGCCCUAAAGCUGGUUCGAGGAUUGCAAGGCCAGGAAGGAGAUGGAGUUGGAGAAGAAGGGCCUGUGACAUCUAAGAAAAUUUUCCAGCUUUUGCAUCAGACUAUAGAGACAUUAUCUUCAGUUUCUUCCCCAGAACUGGCAUUGAGGUUGUUCCUGCAAUGUGCUGAGGCUGCCAAUGAUUGUGAUCUUGAACCAGUGGCUUAUGAAUUUUUCACUCAAGCUUUUAUUCUUUAUGAGGAAGAAGUUGCGGAUUCAAAGGCACAGGUGACUGCAAUUCACCUAAUUAUUGGCACACUUCAGAGGAUGACUGUUUUCGGUGUGGAGAACAGGGACACAUUGACACAUAAGGCUACUGGGUAUUCAGCAAAGCUAUUGAAGAAGCCAGACCAGUGCAGGGCUGUUUAUGCAUGUUCACAUCUAUUUUGGGUUGAUGAGCAGGAUGGCAUCAAAGAUGGGGAAAGGGUUUUGCUCUGCCUGAAGCGUGCACUGCGGAUUGCAAAUGCUGCUCAACAAAUGGCCAAUGUAAUGCGAGGGAGUGGUGGGCCUGUCACACUGUUUGUUGAGAUACUGAACAAGUACCUCUAUUUCUUCGAAAAGGGAAACCCCCAUAUCACCAGCAAUAUAAUCCAGGGGCUGAUUGAGUUGAUCGCAACGGAGAUGCAAAGUGAUAGCUCGACCCACGAUCCUCUGGCCGAUGCAUUUCUUGCAAGCACAAUGCGAUAUAUCCAGUUCCAAAAGCAAAAAGGCGGUCUAAUGGGUGAAAAAUACGAGCCCAUCAAAGUGUGAGAGGUCUCUGAUCAUUUAUUUUUGCUUGAGCCUGUUUGCCACCUUUGCUCGCUGUUCAGAAGUGAAGUGGUUCUUCAUCUGAUAUGUACAUGUCAUUGCUUGCCAUAGAUCUUCUGAACAUUGUAAUUAUAGGAAUGUGUGAAGCUUCUUUGGCUUCAAGUUGAGUUCCAAAAAGAAUGCAAGCAUUGUUUUCAAGUGGCUGUUGCCAAUUUGGUUUCCAUCGUUUGCUCUUCAUUGGGGAACGGUGGGAGAUUUAAGUACUUGCCCAGGAAAGAAUUCCAAUUUCAUA
Amborella trichopoda is the source of this 2979-nucleotide messenger RNA. RefSeq names its product VPS35 homolog B (gene VPS35B). The record is from RefSeq and is a predicted model, not a curated record. NCBI's taxonomy places the organism in Eukaryota, Viridiplantae, Streptophyta, Magnoliopsida, Amborellales, Amborellaceae. Gene Ontology annotation, biological process: intracellular protein transport; retrograde transport, endosome to Golgi. Gene Ontology annotation, cellular component: retromer complex; late endosome; retromer, cargo-selective complex.